Purpureocillium lilacinum is the source of this 771-nucleotide messenger RNA. Lineage: Eukaryota; Fungi; Ascomycota; Sordariomycetes; Hypocreales; Ophiocordycipitaceae. The record is from RefSeq and is a predicted model, not a curated record.
AUGGCGCGACAAGAGAAUAGCGCCCAUCAACCGCUUCCUCUUUGGCUUGAUUCAAGAUACACGAAGAUGAUAUUCAAGGGAAACCCGAUGACCCUCAUAGUCCGCCCCGAAGUUGUUGAUCCAGGCGAGUGGUUGUGGUUGAACAGUAUCGAAUGCUAUCAAGUUUCGUACAAGUUGUCCAGGAACCAGAACGAGAUGGUGUUUCUAUUUGCCGCCCCGAGAAUUGUUCGGAAAUGUCGCCGGUCCUUUACCUGGCUGGAUCAGAAUGCAAUACCUGUGAAGUUGUCGGCGCAUCAUCACAUUACACUCACCCUGCGGUGGAUGACGAAGAAGAUUGAAGACGAGACGUUGUUUCCCACGGACCCUCGUGGAGCUGUAUCCGCCCUUUAUUCAAGAGUGGCGCGUGAGGCCAAUCUUGCUGCUGACUCUCGCGAAGAGUGGUUGGGACGUCGCAGUGGAUUUCCGAAGCAAUUCGAUAUCACCUGUCAACUCAUGUUCCGCCAAAUGUUCCGCAUAUAUGCUCACCUCUACUGGAACCAUUUCACUGAUUUAUAUCACCUUGGCCUUGAAAAGGAGCUAAACAGCUGCUUCAGCCAUUUUUUAUUGGCGGCAACAACUCAUAGCAUGUUGCGACAACAUGAUCUGGAGCCCAUGCAGGAUCUUAUCAAUUUGUGGGCGGCUGAUGGCAUAUUCCCGGUGAAGUCGAAACUCCAUGAAAACGCUGAUCUUGAUCGUGGCAAGUACCUCCUGCACCGAGGGAGUACAGCGUAG